This is a messenger RNA of Eublepharis macularius, 8648 nucleotides long. It is a transcript of the gene SSH1, whose product is annotated as slingshot protein phosphatase 1. The coding region runs from base 30 to 3236 and encodes 1068 amino acids. Gene Ontology annotation, molecular function: protein tyrosine/serine/threonine phosphatase activity; actin binding. The transcript is spliced from 15 exons. The record is from RefSeq and is a predicted model, not a curated record. Lineage: Eukaryota; Metazoa; Chordata; Lepidosauria; Squamata; Eublepharidae. Gene Ontology annotation, biological process: actin cytoskeleton organization; protein dephosphorylation; negative regulation of actin filament polymerization. Gene Ontology annotation, cellular component: cytoplasm.
GCCGCCCCUGCCUCCGCCGCCGGCCCGCCAUGGCGCUCGUCACCCUCCAGCGCUCGCCCACCCCCAGCGCCGCCUCCUCCUCGGCCAGCACCAGCGAGCUGGAGGUUGGCAGCGAUGAAGAACGGAAACUGAACCUGAACCUGAGUGAAAGCUUUUUUAUGGUGAAAGGUGCGGCAUUAUUUCUUCAGCAAGGCAACAGCCCGCAAGGUCCACGGAGUCUCCCUCAUCCUCACAAACAUGCAGGUGACUUGCCACAGCACCUCCAGGUGAUGAUCAACCUCCUCCGAUGCGAGGAUCGAAUCAAACUGGCUGUGCGUUUAGAAAGCGCCUGGGCAGACCGAGUGAGGUACAUGGUGGUCGUCUAUAGCAGUGGGCGCCAAGAUACGGAGGAGAACAUCCUGCUGGGAGUGGAUUUUUCCAGCAAAGAGAGCAAAAGCUGUACCAUAGGGAUGGUUUUGCGCCUGUGGAGCGACACGAAGAUGCAUCUGGAUGGUGAUGGCGGAUUUAGUGUCAGCACCGCAGGGAGGAUGCAUGUCUUCAAGCCAGUUUCUGUGCAAGCCAUGUGGUCUGCCCUGCAGGUCCUCCACAAGGCUUGUGAGGUUGCUCGGCGGUACAACUACUUCCCAGGCGGGAUGGCACUUGUCUGGGCCACCUACUAUGAGAGCUGCAUCGCCUCCGAGCAGAGCUGCGUCAAUGAGUGGAAUGCCAUGCAAGACCUGGAAUCCACGCGCCCGGACUCGCCAGCUUUAUACGUGGACAAGCCAACAGAGAGAGAGCGGGCCGAGUGCCUCAUCAAGGCCAAACUCCGGAGUAUCAUGAUGAGCAAAGAUCUGGAGAAUGUGACCUCUAAAGAAAUACGGAAUGAGCUGGAGAAGCAGAUGAGCUGUAAUCUGAAAGAAUUCAAGGAAUUUAUUGACAACGAGAUGCUGCUUAUCUUAGGACAGAUGGAUAAACCCUCCCUCAUUUUCGAUCAUCUGUACCUGGGUUCUGAAUGGAAUGCAUCUAACUUGGAGGAACUCCAGGGCUCUGGGGUUGACUACAUCUUAAAUGUCACCAGAGAGAUCGAUAACUUUUUCCCCGGCUUGUUUGCAUACCACAACAUAAGAGUCUACGAUGAAGAGACGACAGACCUCCUUGCCCACUGGAAUGAGGCGUAUCAUUUCAUAAAUAAAGCCAAGAAAAAUCACUCCAAAUGUCUGGUCCAUUGCAAAAUGGGUGUAAGUCGCUCAGCCUCGACGGUCAUAGCCUAUGCCAUGAAGGAGUUUGGUUGGUCCUUGGAAAAAGCCUAUAACUACGUGAAGCAGAAGCGCAGCAUCGCUAGGCCAAACGCAGGUUUCAUGAGGCAGCUCUUGGAAUAUGAAGGCAUUCUGGAUGCCAGUAAGCAGCGUCACAACAAGCUGUGGAAACAGCAGUCAGAGAACCGCCUCACCCAGAACUCAGAUGGCUCCAGCGGCCCCAAUGCCUUCCUGCUGGAGAAUCUCGAGGUCGACCUUGACCCUCCUUGCCAGCCUGCCUCUGCAGACCCAAGAGCAAGCCAGGAAGCUGUGGGCUUCCAUUACUGCUUCCGGCGCCUCUCCGACUCUCUGCCUGGCAACAGGGAAUCGUUUUUCCAGGGAGAAGAUCCGGAGAGGGAUGUGCUUCUGGAGGAGGCUGAUGUGGCUGCAGACCUCCCCUUUCCGGACUUCUCGAACAAGGCUGCUGUGGAAAGAUGGAAGGGCAAGGAGAGGGCAGAGGUCUCCGGCCUCAGAGAGAAACCAGCCAAAAAGAAAUCUGAGAUCAGCCUCCUGAAAGACGUUGCCAUGCCCAGUCUGGCUGUUCCAGAGGAGGAGGGCUCCCGAGAGGAGAAACCCAUUGAGAGGUGGAAACGCCGCUCCUCUAUGCAGGAGGAGGAGAGCAGGCUGAACUGCGAGAACCUGAAUAACAACAACAGCAAGAGGAGCUGCCCUGAGGAUUUUGAGCAUGAUGCCAUCUUUGGAAUCCUCAACAAAGUGAAACCAUCCUACAAAUCUUGUGCCAGCUGCAUGUAUUCCUCAGCCAGCACCUCUGCAGAAACCUUUGGGGAAUCACGCGAGAACCUGCAUCCCGUUCCUCCAUGCCACAAUUCCACAGUCUGCACACAGCCUUCAUUCCUCUCACAUGGGACGCCUGCAUUUUUAGAGCAGGCGCUGUGCAAGCCGCCACCUAUGGAAACCCACGGGGCUCAAAACAAUGCCUUGCCUUCCGUGCUGGUAGAGAGUAACUUGCAGGACGGUGAAAGCAGUAAGCCUGUAGCCAGCUGGACGUUUGAUGGUCUAGAGAAGGCCAAAGAGGCAUCAAAACCACCAGCUGGGGCCUUGCUUAGCCAGAGAAAUUCUUUCUGUGACAGGAAUGCCCUCGUCAGCGAAGUGCUGAAAGUGGACUCUUCUCCGAGAAAAGAGGUCAGACAGACAAAGGACCUGAAGUACUUGCUCUUCAGUAAAGAUUUAGAAAAACCAACUAGCAACAGUUACUUGAUGCAGCACCAGGAGUCGCUGCUUCAGCUGCAGAAAGCCGGCUUGGUUCGGAAACAUACCAAAGAACUGGAGCGCCUGAAGAGUCUGCCCUUGGACACCGCAGGGCCGGCGAGGGACGUUCCUGGAGACCCGGCUGGUACUUCCAUACCCGAGGAGACCCCCGACUUAGUGGCUCGGGAAGGUCAGCUACCCCUUCGGGAGCCACCUCCUGCAGUACCUGAAGACACAGAAAAUAAUCCUGAGAAGCUACAGAAAACCCUCCCCGUCGGAGGGGUGUCACAAAAAACCUCCACACCCAUUCUCUGCAGAGCUGAACACAUGAGCAGUUUCACAAAAGACUUUCUGAAGACCAUUUGCUAUACGCCGUCCUCUUCUAGGAGUUCCAACCUGACACGGAGUUCCAGCAGUGACAGCAUCCACAGCGUGCGAGGGAAGCCUGGCCUGGUUAAACAGCGAACCCAGGAAAUAGAAACCAGGCUGCGGCUGGCUGGCUUGACUGUCUCAUCUCCUUUGAAGCGCUCGAACUCUCUUGCCAAGCUGGGGAGUCUGAACUUGUCCUCGGAGGACUUAACGAACGAUGUGGACCUGUCUGCCUUGGCAGACUUGAAAGGGGCCAGGUUGAGUGAAACGGCAGCACUCUGUGACUUUCGAGCCACUAUGAAGAAUACAGAAGCGGGCACCAAACUGUUGGUGAAAUCCACCGUGGGGAAGUUGAAGAGCCCUCUUUGGGAAGGGAAAAGUUGACAUACUUGGAAUUGUUUUAAAGCCUUGUGACUUCUGUAUUAGUCUGUAUUAAAUGCAUUUUUAUCAUCUUAAGAAAAAGCUCAACAGCUUUGUUCCCCCCUCUCGGUGGUACCUGUUAGCAGAGGGCUGGAAAGGGGGGAAAUCUCUGACAAGGGUGAACAGCCCAAAGGAAAGGCUUGGAGGGUGAUUUUGUGUGUUAAUGUGGCCUCCUGUGUGUCCAGAGCAGGGGGAUCUAUCCAUAGAUGCUGAAAUCUGCUUGUUCAAAAGAACUGCAGAGGCUUCGUGGCCACACAUGCCUGGCCUUUGUGAGGCAAUGUAAAAUGCUACCUCCAUUCUUUAAGUAUUUAUAUGUAGAUAGAUGGGGUUCCUUUUUAAAAUCUUGCUCCGAAAUGGAUAACUUUUUAAAAUUGUCCUCUGACAGCCGUGCUUGGAAUUACCAUCUGUUAGCCCCCCAAAUUACUGAGGCUUACCUGCAGUGUGUCGGCACCGACAGCUUGUCUGUGAUGGCUUUUGAACCAGUGGUUUGGCUUGACUUGGUUGAACAGCUGCUGAGUUGCUUCUGUCAUGUGGGUGGAUUGCCACAAGUCCUGUGUGACUCCUUGUUGAAACAAAGGCAAGGGGUACUGCAGGUGCGGCUUGCUGUUGUUCUGUUAAGACUGAAGGGAUGGUGACCACAAACCCUCGUGGAGUUAGAGGCCAUGCCGUAGCACUUUUGAGUUUGAAGGCACCAGUUCAUCGGUAUGGUCAUAAGCUGAUGCUCACAAGCUUUGAUAGGAGGUAACGGAAAGGGUUUCUUCUGUUUGUCCACAUGUGAAAUGGGGGGCUGGGGUGGGGCAUGGUUGGUGGGGGACUAGAUUUUCCUCCAUUUGUUUGUUAAUCAUUUUGCAUUCUUUGACUUUUAGUCAAAAGGCAAAAGGGCUGUAGGCUGUCUCAGGAUAGGAUUGUGGCUUAUGCCAAGCUUGAGUUGUUUAUGAACUGAUGUUUUGUAGCAUCUUCCCUGUGGGCUAAGUGGGGUUUUUUUGUUGCAAGGGUGUGGAAUGCCAGGUUGCCAUGGGGAGGGAUACAGGAAGAGCUGUUACCUGUUGGCACUUUCCUUGGGUGUUGUACAACAGGGCAAAAGUUACUUGAAGCUCUUGUCGUCUCAAACGCCUGUAGUUACUGCUGGUAAAGCAGAUGGGAAUUUGCUGUCCUGGGGCUAAAAGCCAAAGCCCAUCUUAGCUUCUUUUAGGUCAUUUGGGGUCCUUUGAGCAGUGUUUGGUGUGAUGCGAAGCCUUGUUGGCUUUGGAUCCCAACUACUUCCAAACUGAAGUCUUCUGAACUUCCUUAGACUCAGCCAGAGCGGAGUGCCAAACAGAGACAAGAUAAAUCCUUUGUGUGGAAAUUGCUGGACCUUUUCAUGAUGCAAAGUGUGCAAGCCAAGCAGUCAGUCUUGGGUCCCAGGCCAGAAACAGACACAGGUAUUUAAAAGGACUUUGAGAACUUGUGCUGCUUAUUCUGGGGGGUGGCAUAUCCAGGGCAGUAUUGUCUAGAGAAUAUUGUUUGGCCCAGCCCUAAGUCCUGGUGGCCAGUGCAGAGUCCAAGGGGAUGUUGCCUGAACAUGCUGCCUCUCAUUGAUCAUGUUUGUUUAGAGUUGCCAAUGUUCGAGGCAGCCACAGAUAUUACAAGGUCAAGUGGGUGGAGCAGAGGGACCCUCCCUUGGGGAAAUUUUCUGCUGCAGAUCUAGGGGUAGCUCAGAAAUCGCCCUCGAGGUUUACAUCGUCCAUUUUCAAUGAAGCCCAUCAGAGUGAAUCAUCGGGCACAGAUUUCAAGACUCCUUUCUCUUCUGGGGUGAGUGAAGAAAGCAAACACAGGAAGAGAAAUACAAUAGCAAGUCAUACAAGAAGCCAAUUGCUAGAACCUUUUCCACCCACCAUAAGCCAAAAAGCUUGCCCCUUGCCUGGAGAUCCAGGGAAGAAGCGUUGCAAAUUCCUGCAAAAUCUGCCUUGUGUCCAGGCACCUGCGCACCAAAGUUUCCCACAGUCUUCUCUGUUCCUGCAGUCUCUUCAGAACCUGGAAAAAUGAUUGGUGAGGAUGAAGCACCCAAACAGCACGGGAGGCUGGAAUGAGGAGUGGCCGGGGGUGAAAGGUUGCCCUGCCCUCAAUGGAGCUGUGCUUGCAGAGGGAGGGAGGGAGGGGGAAGUCUCCCCUCCUGGUUGGUCCUCUCCCAACUCCCCCCACCUACAUGGCUGUGUUCUUCUGUGUGGGUCCUGAAAUCCAAGGAAUGGUCUUUUCAGCUACUGGAAUAGAGCGGAACAGAGGGAAAUUCUGUGUUCUGUGCACGGGUGGCUGGACACAGGCCUUUGUCUUCUUAGCCAAAUGCAGAACAGACAUGGAUAACGUAUGUUUGUGGCUGUCCCCCAGCAGUCAGAUGGGACAGGAGUUAAAUCCAAAAGUUCACUUCUGCAGUUUAAUACCCUUCUUGUGCAUACCCAUUUGGUAUGCACAAGAAAUCAAAGUGCUGUACUUCAUGACAAAUUUCAGUUGUCUCUCCAGCAUUAAUUUUGUUUUGCAUUGACAUUAAAGGUAGCGAGUGAGCUCUGAAGCUCUUACAUUUCCACCAGGGCCUAAGUCCACUACAUGGGGGUGUUCUGUCCUGUGCCUGGGCGACUGGCUUCAGGCAAGUGUUUUGUGUUAAAUUGGCUUUUAUCUGUGAAAGCAACUCAAGGAAGAGUCUCUUCAACAAUGUGUUUCUGGAAAGCCUUUUGCUGCCCUUGCUUAAAAGUUCUUAAUGGGUUUCAGAGUCUUUUCCUGAGCUAUACUCAGCAUAUUUCAUCUGGAACUUGAAAAUCCUUGCAGAUGUAUUUUCCUUCUGGUUGAAGAUUCCUUGUUUCUGGGCGACUUCUCUGUGUAGCUGCUGAACAAGAAGUCCAGGACACAAGGGACUCUCUCACGUGCUCCUCCCUGCCCCUGGCCGCCUUAAUUUGAGGAGUGGGGGUUAACUGCACAUAGAGACUUUGUGCCUGGCAUGUUCAAGUACUGUAAGACAUUUUUUUUCAGGGUUAGAGAUUCUUACAGCAUUAAAUGUAUUUAGUGUUUAUUUUUUGCCCCCCCCCUUGUAAGCCCAAAGGCUCUAUAUAAGAUUGCCCCUGUACUUCAUUUCUUCAGAGGAUGUCAUUGAUAGAAUUUCUCAGUUUUAUCUCCUGACCCUUUUUUCCAUGCAGGGUAUGAAAAGGAAGGUGUAGCCUUCUUGCCAUUCCCCUCCCCGCAAAAGCCAGUCCAUUGUAUGAAGUCCGAGUCAAGAUCUGAAUACUGGCAAAAAACUCGGGGUCCAGGAAGCAGGACCCACGUUCUGCCCUUUGUUGGCCUGCUGGCCAUCUGUCCAAUGAUGGUGGUUCUGCAACCUUUCUCUUUGGGAACGCAGAAUGCCACUGGCCAGCUAGGUGUGUCUUGUGCUGUUUCUGCCAGACUUGCUGCAGGCAAGCUUGCGUUUCCAGCUCCCUGUGUUCCCAGUAGGGAGGAAUAGCGAGCCGCUGGCGGAGUGGUGGCUUCCCUCACUAAUGUCUCCAGUUUAUUGAUUGCAGGCUCCCUCCAUCAUUCUUUUCUGUGCACAUCAGGAGCCAUAAUUAUGGCUGUGCUUGCUUGCUGGGUGGAAUUCUAAACCCACCGCAUUGUGCGCUCCCCAGAGCACUGACUGUCUGCCAGACAGUGCAGACCUAAGGGAUGCAGAGUGCCAUGUCCUUUGUCAAUCCACAUUUAGACUGAGCGUGAAGUCUCUCCCGUUCAAGAAUCCAGUUUUCCUCUGCCUCGGUGCUUGUCGCGUACGCAUUGUUGCUGUUAAUAAGUAGUCCAGAAAUUCUCCUCUGGAGGCCAGGCCCAUUUAAUUUUAAUAAUACAGUGGGCAACGUUUUAUCCUUCAAUACUGACAGACUUGGCUAAUAUAACAAGCAUUCCUGUUGUCAUAUUUCUCCCCUUGUGAUAGUUGUUCCCUGGAAGUUCUUUAAGAAUUGAUGGCAUGGGCCAAUUUUUCUUAACUUUUUGUGCGAAGGACAGUUUUAUUGGAUUUCCUCCCUCCCUGUUCAAAUGAUGACAAAUCCUUGCUUCAUGUGUCUCAGGUCUACAUUGUAACCCCCGCCCUUUGUUUUGUAAGCAAAACUUUUUUAAGCCAAUGGAAGGCUCUAGCCUUCAGCAUGCCAAUUCAGUUUUUUUUUCCAAUCCAAAAAGACGCAGAAGCAGCUGCCAGUUUGCUUGGGCUGAUGCAUGAAAAAGUAGCUGCUUCAUUUUUCUCCAGGCAGUGGUGGUUUGUCUGUCUAUCUUUUUAAAUCCGAGUGCCUUCCAAAUACUUUACAAAUACUGUGUAUUUAAGCGAUACUCUGUUUGUGUUAGUACUAGGGUGCUUAUAGUGUCAAUACAAGCCCGUAUACUAACUGUAUAUAUCAUACUUAGCUUAUCCUGUCCUUUGGAAUGGCUAACUGGAGUCCCUUUGACUAUUUCAAAAACUGUCUGUAAUGUUUUUUUAAAAAUCUCCAUUUUUUAAAAAACUGCACCCUCUUCCCAGACGUCGCACAACUGUUGGCUUAAUCUAUGCAGUGAUAGAGGCAGGUGGGGAAUAACAAUGCUUGUCGAAGACCUUUGUACUCCCACCUGGUGGGAAUGGCACCCUGGGCUCCAUGCCAAGGUACUUCCCAGUCUCAAAUCUGAAAAUGCACAAAGAGGCACCUUAAUUCCAGCCCAUGUCUAUCCCAGAUGCUUUUAUAACUAGCCUCGUUUUGCUUCACGUUUCUUCUUCCGUUUACUGUUCAAAUAGCCUCGUGUUUGGGUUGAAGGUAAAGAUGGCCUGUUCCCACCCAAGCAUCCCAAGGCAAACCCUUCUCUAAACUGUGGGCUGGUGCCCGACACUGACAAGCCCAUGCCACCCUUUACUUAGUGCAGCGUGGCACCAGACUUCAGAGCCAUAUAUGCUGCUACCACACGUAGGAAACAUGCGUGAGACAAACAAGCAAGUGCAGGAAUUAGGGGGGAAGGCAGGAGAGAAAUCUUGAUCCGGGAUUACUGAGGUCAAACAUAUUGUGUAUGCUUGCAUCAGCAUGGCUGUCGCAUUACAUCAUAAGCCACAUGGUGGUAGGUGGAUGGAUAGGUUGCAGAGGCUGGUGCUGUGCCCCAGUGCAUGCGGGUUAUUACCAAGCCCACCAGCAUAUGACCUGGCACUACCAGUGCCUGAGCAGUUGGGCACAACUGGUGGAAGUCCACUUGACUGUAUUACUGACAACUAUGUUUUUGGUACAUCAUUGUUUUUCUCAAUAUUGGUUUUUUUAUAUUUAAAUAUGCAGUAUUUUUUUGUACUGUACCUUCACAGUAGGGGAUGCAUAAUGCACUUUUUAAAAACGUUUUGUUUGGUUAAAUGUACUGUAUUAUAUGCUUCUUGCGAGGAAGAAU